Molecule: messenger RNA, 2658 nt
Organism: Pristis pectinata (smalltooth sawfish)
Lineage: Eukaryota; Metazoa; Chordata; Chondrichthyes; Rhinopristiformes; Pristidae
Product: threonine synthase-like 1
Exons: 2
Coding region: 325-2568 (747 amino acids)
Biological process (GO): amino acid metabolic process
Cellular component (GO): cytoplasm
Molecular function (GO): pyridoxal phosphate binding
Source: RefSeq, a predicted model, not a curated record
UCGAGACACCCGUACACGCAAGCCCCGAGGAAACCGCCCCAGCCCCAGGGCCUCGGUGUGCCGCGAGCCCGGGCCGGCCCGAGCUCCCUCCCGCCCGAGAAGCCUCCGCACUGAGCUUCCCGGUGUGGCCGGACUGGCGCAGGGGCCCAGCCACGGUCUCCUUCGAGGCGGAUCCCCGCCUGGCGGUUCUGCCUUGGCAGCAGCUUGCUCCGCCCAGCUUGGGAGUUUUACUUCCGCGGCCCACCCGUUCCUUGAGGACUGUCGAAUUCAUCGCUGGCUGUUAACUGUUUAUGAAUAUAUGCCCUUGUUGGACAGAAGGUCACGAUGUCUAGGCUGAUUUCUGCAGGUGCACGUUACCUGAAGCACAGACUCUUUCACAUGAAUGUGUGUGAUUCAUCUCUAAUUUCAGUGAAUGGGAAGUGUGUUUUAUCAUGUUUAAGGACAUUCCCAUUUUAUAAACAUCCUUUGUCAUCGCUGUCCACACUUUGUUCAUUGAUGGAUGAAAAGAAUAUUGUUCUUCUGGGUGCUCCUGGUGCAGGGAAGACAACGGUAGGGGUCAUUCUUGGUCAGUUGACUGGCCUUCCUAUGAUAGAUAUUGCUGAAUUACUUGAAAACACUUGGCAUAUGAGUGUGACUCAGAAGCUUCAGGAGAUUGGUGAUGAACUAUUUUUGCAAGAGGAGGGUGAAAUUCUUAAGAGAUUUUCAAUAACUAGAAGCAUUAUUGCUCUUACUGGGUCCAAUCCAAUGCACCCUCAGAGCAUGUACCACAUAAAGAAGAAUGGGAUCGUUGUUUACCUUGAUGUGCCUCUUAAAGAUUUACUUGAAAGACUUGAAGGGAUGAAGAUAGAUCACAUUGUUGGGCUGAGGCCUGGUGUUCCAAUGCAAGAAAUUCUUCAAAGCAGACAACAAUUUUACCACAUGUGGUAUGACAUACGGGUCCUAUGUCAGUUUGGUGACUCAGCAGAAACAGUUGCUGAGAAGGUUCUUGAUGGUUUGAAGAGGCAUCAAGGCUCUGAGAUGUUUAUUUCCACAAGAAGUACAGCUAAAAGCCCUGAGUUAAUGAAAGAUCCCAGCUCCUUCACUGAUGUUCUUAUUGAAGGCUUGGCUUUAGAUGGAGGUCUCUAUGUCCCUGCGGACUCCCUUCCAGAAAUGACUGUUGGGGAGUGGCAAAGGCUGGUUGAAGCACCUUACACUGAACGGGCCCAGGUCCUCCUUGAAAGGAGUGUGCACCCUGAUGAUGUGCCAGCUGUCAAACUGCGAGAGAUGGUGAAGAGAGCAUACGGACAGAACUUUGCAUGUAACCGCAUAGCACCAAUCAGACAUUUGACUGACAAUCAGUUUCUUCUUGAAUUGUUCCAUGGGCCCACGGCAUCCUUCAAAGAUUUUGCUUUGCAGUUGUUGCCACAACUAUUUGCAUAUUGCAUGCCUAGAACUUGCAGUUAUCUGAUUCUAAUGACUACAUCUGGGGAUACAGGGAGUGCUGUUCUGGAUGGUAUCAGUUGCCUCAGUGAUAAUGACAAGCAGAGAAUCUCAGUUCUCAUAUUCUUUCCUGAAGAAGGAAUUAGUCAGAUUCAGAAGGAACAGAUGAUUAGUUACGAAGGAAAAAAUGUGAAGACUGUAGGUGUCAAGUCAAACUUUGAUUUCUGUCAGACAGCCAUAAAACAAAUAUUCACAAAUCCCGAUUACACUGGCUUCCUGACAGUUGAAUAUGGGUCAGCUCUAAGCACUGCAAACUCAAUAAACUGGGCUUGUCUACUGCUACAGGUAAUCUACCAUGCCUCUGCCUAUCUUGAUCUAAUUAAGCAAGGCAUAAUUACUUUUGGAGAUCCAGUUGAUGUUUGCAUUCCCACGGGAAAUUUUGGCAAUAUAUUGGCAGCGGUAUAUGCAAAAUGUAUGGGGAUUCCAAUUCGAAAAUUCAUCUGUGCUUCAAAUCAAAAUAAUGCCCUGACUGAUUUCAUAAGAACAGGCAAAUAUGAUUUGAGGUAUAGAAUUGUAACAGCUUCCUUGUCUCCAGGAUUAGAUGUUCUCAGGUCCUCCAAUGUUGAGAGAUAUUUACACCUUGUUGCACAUGGUGAUGGGCAGCUGGUGAGGGAGUUGUUUUCCCAGUUGGAUGAAAGCAAACAUUUUCAGGUGCCAAAUACUUUGCUGAAGAGAAUUCAACAUAACUUUGUGUCAGAUUGGUGUUCAGAGAAGGAGUGCUUGGCUGCUAUAUACUCUGUGCAUAAGUCCACCGGAUACAUUCUGGACCCACACACGGCCGUGGCAAAAGUUGUAGCAGAUCGUCAGCAAGACUGGAGCUGUCCAGUUAUUAUUUCAUCAACAGCUCAUCCUUGUAAGUUCACAGCUGGUGUGUUACAGGCUUUGAGAGUUAAGGAAAUUAGUCAGCAUCCAUCUGAUCAGCUGCAGAUGUUGAACUCCCUAAACUCCUUGCCUUCUGUUCACAAAGCUGUGCUGGAGAGAAUUGGCAAGAGUCAGGCCCAAAAAAAAGAAGCCUGCCCAGCAGAUCCAAGUGCAAUUAUGGAUACUAUAGAAAAUUUUAUUCAACAGAAAUUCAUGAGAGUUGUUUAAAUUGUAUGGGCCUUGAUUUUCACCUGUAAACUCUUGAUUAUGAUCCAAGUUUGAGGAAUGAAUUUGAAAACCACUUCUAUGUUUUCUGCU